AUGUCCAGUGAAGCAACUUCAUUCAUUUUAGACAUUUCACCAUCUAUGGUUAAGAAUGAUACCGUAACAAAAGCUAUUGCAUACUUAGAAUAUACGUUUUUGGAGAAAUGUAAAAAGCAAAGGAAGACCGAUUGGAUUAGUUGUUACACGGCAAAUGGACAUGAAACAUCAAAUAGUCAAGGAAUCCCAAAUGUUUCCAAUUUAUGUACAUUUUUGGCGCCUAUUAGUUCUGAUGAUGUUGUUUCAUUACUUAAAGAAUUCCAAAGGCAAUGUAAUAGUAUAAGGGAUGCUAGCGAGGAACAAGAAGAUGCCGAAUCUAUGGUUCAAUGUUUACUGGUCGCAUCAUUAGAUAUGAGAGAAAAAUUUAAGAAAAGGAAGGUUUUAAAGCAAUUAAUGGUCUUCACAGAUGAUUUGGAUGGAUUGAAUUUGGCUGAUGAGGAAAUUGAUAUAUUUGUUGGUGAAAUUGACUCAAGAAUCAUUUUAAUUGAUUGUCGGGAUGAAAAUGACAAUAAUGGUACAAAUGGUUCUGGAUCUGCAUGGCUGAAAUUGAUUAAAAAACUACCCGGCUCUGUUGUUUAUCCUAUAAAUGAUUUACUAUUUGAAAUUACGUCUCCUAAACCGGCCAUUGUAAAACCUGUAAGGGUAUUUUCUGGCGAAUUGAAGUUAGGUGCACCAUGUAACAAAACAGAUGAAGAUGUUAUACAAAUAAUGGAGGAUCCAGAUUGUAUAUCAAUCAAAGUGGAAGGCUAUCCUGCGACAAAAGCCGUUUCAAGCUUGAAUAGAAAAAAUGUUAUCAAGACUCCGAAAACAGAAAAUACUUCAGCUGAAUUUACAUAUGAACCGAUAAAGUCGGUUAUUGAAUAUGAAAUCAAAACCCGAAAGGAAGACAAACCCGGUAACGAUGAUGCUAAUGGAGAUGGCGCAGAAGUAGCUGCUAGCCAAGAUGAAGAUUUUGUUUCAAUUACCGUAAGUCAGAAUUCAAUUACGAAGGCUUAUAGAUAUGGUGCAGACUACGUUGUUUUACCACCUUCAUUGCAAGAACAAUUGACCUAUGAAACAUGGCCAAGUUUAGAUAUUAGAGGGUUUCUCGAUAAAGAUUCUUUACCAAGAUAUUUAUUGACAUCAGAAUCUAUUUUCAUAAUGCCUGACACAAGAUUGGGUUCACAAGCUGAUAAUGUGACAUUCAAUGUAUUAGUAGAUGUGUUGUUAGGUCAAGAUAAAGUUGCAAUUGCCAGAUACGUCCCGAAGUACUACAGCGAAGUGCAAAUGUGUGUUUUAGUACCGUUAUUAGUUCUACAUGAGGACGGUAAGACAUUAAUAAGGGCCUUCGUUUUAAAUAGACUACCGUUUGCUGAAGAUGAAAGAGUGGCAGACUUUCCUAGACUUACCAAGAGGAAAACAACAUCCGGCCAACCUAUACCAGAAAAGGACGAGGAUUUGGAAAAGAUCGACUCAAUAAUGUCUGAGUUUAUAGAUUCGAUGGAUACAGAUGACUUACCAUCAGUUCCAGCAGAUAGGUACUAUGAACAAAUUGCACAAAAUAGUUACAGCACAACAUUAAGAUUACCUGCUGAUAAGAACAUCGAAAAAGAGAAGACAGAGCUGGGUGAGUCCAGUGAUCCUUUACGCAUACCGUCCAUUAGUGUGCAUAGACAACAACAAGUUCUCUUAGAAUGGAUCCAUCAGAAGGUCGUCAUGGGUUCUGAUGAAUUCAUCAUGUCUGAUUUACCAGACCAAUUACGUGAAAAGAUAACACCGUACACUAGUAAAACAAUGGACGUAAGCGGCUUAGUUAAGAUGUUGCAGAUUAAAAAGAUUGAAAAGGCAAGUUCUAGAGGGAAGAAUGAAGAGAUUCCUGUUUCUGUCAAUGCAGCUCCGCCAUUGGAAGAGCUUUUGGCAAGAGGUAAAAGAGAAGACGUCUAA
Naumovozyma dairenensis CBS 421 is the source of this 1923-nucleotide messenger RNA. It is a transcript of the gene YKU80, whose product is annotated as ATP-dependent DNA helicase YKU80. Gene Ontology annotation, molecular function: telomeric repeat DNA binding; double-stranded DNA binding; damaged DNA binding. Bases 1 to 1923 code for a protein of 640 amino acids. Gene Ontology annotation, cellular component: Ku70:Ku80 complex; nucleus. The transcript has a single exon. Gene Ontology annotation, biological process: cellular response to X-ray; double-strand break repair via nonhomologous end joining; telomere maintenance. The record is from RefSeq and is a predicted model, not a curated record. Lineage: Eukaryota; Fungi; Ascomycota; Saccharomycetes; Saccharomycetales; Saccharomycetaceae.